AUGGCGCGUGAAGCUGCAUUUACAGCAUCAUCUUCGUCAACCGCCUAUUCCUCUCCGCCGCAAACCAUGUCGUCCACAGUCGACACCGCAUCAGAGCAGACACCGCUUCUGUCAUCUCCCGCAACGCACGAUGAUGAAACCGUCCCGACCACUGAGACCACGGACACCGCCGAGGUCGACUUGCUGGCGAGGAACAAGCAUAUAUGGAGGCUAUGUUUUACAGUUUUUACUCUCGUACAAGCCGCAAAUGUCGUACUGCAAGCGCCCUUGAUCCAGCUCAAGGAGGAUUCGGUCUGUAUGGCGGAAUAUGGUUCCUCUAGAUCGUUGGGGGAGGACUGCAAGGUCCAAGCCGUUCAGGACGAAGUGACGACCCUAACUUCAUGGCAACAACUGUUCGACACUGCGCCUGGCAUUUUGUUUGGCGUUUUUUACGGUAUGGCGGCCGAUCGAUACGGUCGCCGCCCGGUGCUUGCGCUCGCACUGGCAGGGAUAGUACUUUCCGCCAUCUGGACGCAAAUAGUUUUAUUCUGGCCUGCGGUAUUUCCCGCGAGAUUGACGUGGUUAUCAAUAGUCUUCCAGCUUGUCGGUGGUGGCAAUCUGGUCGUAAAUGCAAUGAUAUUUGCCAUUGUAUCCGACGUGACACCGGAAGAGAAAAGAUCCUCGAAAUUCUUCCGCCUUUAUGGAGUUGCUCUCCUCUCGGAUAUGAUCCUGUCGCCAGCCAGUGAUGCGUUGACGAACAUCCAGCCGUGGUGGCCAGCCCGCUUUGGCUUGAUUGCUUUCAUUAUGGCUCUGCUCGCGACUUGGCUAGUCCUUCCGGAGACAUUGUCAAUGACUGAAGUCGUUCAGAGUAUCCGGCUCGAAGAAAACGAGCCAGAAGAAGAAGACGACCCCGUGGUUUACACCGACGUACAAAAGAGUACAAUCUGGCGCCGUGUCAGGAAGAUUAUGUCCAGCCUUCAAGAUCUUAGGUACUUGAUAGCUUCGCGCCAGCUUUUACUCCUAGUCCCGCUUUUAUCAGUCGGCCAAUUAUAUGACCAGUCCGCGGAGUUCUUUAAGAAUUACAUAUCUAAGCGUUAUGGGUGGCGGAUGUCCCAGGCGAGCUUCUGGCUUACGUACCGGAAUGUGGUCAAUCUCAUCUUGUUGAGUACAAUUCUUCCGGGAAUAAGCGAAAUACUUCUCCGUCGUAACUUUGAUGCUGGCCGAAAAGACCAGUGGAUCUCCCGAGCGAGCAUUGUAUGUUUGGCUGUUGGCGCUUUUAUUGUCGGGCUGGCCCCAAUCUUAUCCAUCAUGGUCACCGGACUGACCAUCUUUGCUUUGGGCCACGGCUUCGUCCCCGCCGUGCUCAGUCUAGCAACACCCUUUAUCGAGCCGGGUCAUAUCGGAAUGUUGUACACAGCGAUGACCAUUGGCGAAGCAAUUGGUAAGCUGGCUAACGAGCCAGUCCUCGUGGGUGCAUUUGAACUCGGAAUGAAAGUUGGCGGUCUUUUGCUAGGCUUACCCUUUGUGGCCACCGGUAUCAUGCUGACGAUUGCCGGAGUCAGCGUAUUUGGGAUAAGGCAGCCUUUACCGGCAACCCAUCUGGAUUAA
Messenger RNA from Talaromyces proteolyticus, 1587 nucleotides. Its product is annotated as putative adenylate cyclase. Lineage: Eukaryota; Fungi; Ascomycota; Eurotiomycetes; Eurotiales; Trichocomaceae. The record is from RefSeq and is a predicted model, not a curated record. Gene Ontology annotation, cellular component: membrane. Gene Ontology annotation, molecular function: transmembrane transporter activity. Bases 1 to 1587 code for a protein of 528 amino acids. The transcript has 6 exons. Gene Ontology annotation, biological process: transmembrane transport.